AUGGCCGUGCUUCGCUGCGGUCGUGCUCGCUUCGCUCGCGGCGACCGUAGCGAAGCGGCGGCCGUCGUUCCGCUCGACAUGCCCGGCUUCCUCCGCAGCGGCAAAAACUUUUUUCCGCGUAGGCAUUAUGUGAGAGGUUUCCACACUUUGUAUUAUGAAGGAUUUUGGAGGAGGAUUAUAUUAUACACAAAGAGGAGUUUUAUAAAAUUUUUCUACAGUUUGGCAAUUCAACAGCUUUUGGGUGUUUGGCAAGACAAGCUUUUUACCACGGUUUGGCAAUUCAACAGCUUUUGGGGGUUUGGCGAAACAAGCUUUUUUCCACGGGUUCGAAUGAAGACUGGCAGUCGUAUACGCUAUAAUGCAAAACGUCGUCAUUGGCGCCGCACAAAGCUGAAACUUUAAAUGAAUUGGGAAUAUGAGGGAAAAGAAAGGAAGGCUUUUGGAUAAGAAAAUUAAAAAUGUGUGUUAAAUUGUUAAAUGAUUUUUCUGAGUAAAUUUAUUGUUGACAAAAUUUUUUAAAUUUUUUUAAUUUAUGGUGUAUUUGCCUAAAAUCCGCAAAAAACUUUAUUCAUUUCUUGUCUCCGUUAGCGACUAAUUUUGAAUCUUUUUGUGGUUUUGGAUGGUUCAAGUGCCUAGUUCAUUC
Molecule: messenger RNA, 643 nt
Organism: Meloidogyne enterolobii
Lineage: Eukaryota; Metazoa; Nematoda; Chromadorea; Rhabditida; Meloidogynidae
Source: the annotation of a GenBank genome assembly